Molecule: messenger RNA, 2949 nt
Organism: Boleophthalmus pectinirostris (great blue-spotted mudskipper)
Lineage: Eukaryota; Metazoa; Chordata; Actinopteri; Gobiiformes; Gobiidae
Product: cadherin-18-like
Exons: 11
Coding region: 1-2949 (982 amino acids)
Biological process (GO): cell-cell junction assembly; multicellular organism development; homophilic cell-cell adhesion
Cellular component (GO): plasma membrane; adherens junction; catenin complex
Molecular function (GO): calcium ion binding; cadherin binding
Source: RefSeq, a predicted model, not a curated record
AUGAAAGUUCGGCUCUGCGUUCUUGGUCCUGUGCUGGUCUUCCUAUGUUCCAUCACCCAGACUGGCUGUGGGAUCCAGGGUGAUUCCAAAAUAUCUGGUCCCAUCUCUGGUUCUUCAGCUGACCAAAGAUCUCAACAAGUGACCUCCAAGUCUCGACGCAAUCCUUGGAGCAGGACUAGUACUGAAAGUCGAUUGGAAUCCGUUGAAUAUCGUAGGCCCCAAAACAAGGAUUUAAACUCAAGACUCAAAUUGCAGCCAUUAGACAAAUAUGUAGCUAACUUGAGGCAACAAAGGAAUAAUGCCACCAAGGAAUCUUUACAGAGCAAAUCGAAAUCAAAAAUUAGUUUGGGGAACAAGUUGAUGUCAAAAAGUAGCUCCAACGGCACGUCCAGUCUUAGUUCAAGUUCGCCAACAAUGACCAAAACUCGUUCGAAACUCAAGUCUUCAUCGAUGGCUGUUCCUAAAGUGGACGCAAAGAUCUCCAAACCUGAGGAUAGGUCCCAGCCAAGAGCAGGCAAGAACCUGACCAAAACUGAGGAUGUGGAUAGUAAAGAACCUCACAAGCCCAAGAGAGGAUGGGUCUGGAACCAGUUCUAUGUUCUGGAGGAGCACAUGGGACCUGAGCCGCAGUACGUUGGAAAGCUCCACUCCAACUCGGACAAAGGAGACGGCUCGGUGCGCUACAUCCUGACGGGAGAGGGCGCCGGGUCCCUCUUCACCAUCAACGAGGACACGGGCGACAUCCACGCUCCCGUCAGCCUGGACCGCGAGACCAAAGCCCAGUACGUCCUCCACGCCCGGGCCGUGGACAGACGCACCAACCGCUCCAUAGAGACGCAGUCCGAGUUCAUCGUCAAGGUCCAGGACGUCAACGACAACGCGCCCACCUUCCCCCACGGGCCCUUCUCGGCCACCGUACCCGAGAUGGCCGACGUCGGUACGUCGGUUUUCCAGGUGACGGCCUCAGACGCAGACGACCCGACCUACGGGAACAGUGCUCAGAUCGUGUACAGCCUCCUGGAGGGACAGCCGCACUUCUCCGUCGACCCCAAGACAGGAGUGAUCCGGACUGCGGUCUCCACUCUGGACAGAGAGACCAGAGCCCACUACAGCGUGUUGGUGCAGGCGAAAGACAUGGCCGGCUCUGUGGGGGGGCUCUCGGGGUCCACCACCGUCAACAUCACCCUGUCCGACGUCAACGACAACCCGCCCAAGUUCCCCCAGAAGAGUUACCAGCUGUACGUGACGGAGCUGACCCCGGUGGGGAAGGCCGUGGGGCGGAUCCAGGCGACUGACGAAGACCAGGGCUCCAACGCCGAGAUGAGCUACAGCAUCACCAACUCUGAGGCCGCCGCCAUCUUUGAAAUCAGCCCUGACCCCACGCACAGGGAGGGCAUCAUAUCGCUCAGACAGCCUCUGAACCACGAGAAGCGUAAGGUGCACACUCUGAACAUCGAGGUGUGGAACCCUCACUCCGACCCGCGCUUCUCUCACCUGGGGCCCUUCAGGGACACCACGUCUCUGCAGGUGAUCGUGGGGGACGUGGACGAGCCUCCUCUCUUCUCCAUGGACUUCUACAUCCUGGACGUGUACGAGAACUCCCCCGCGGGCACGCAGGUGGGGACAGUGUCGGCGCGGGACCCAGACACCACCAACAGCGCCAUCAGGUACUUCAUCGAGAAGGAGGAGGGCAGCCCCAUGUUCUUCACCAUCGGAGUGAACAGUGGACUGAUCCGCACCAACCAGGCUCUGGACCGAGAGGAGGCAGCCUGGCACAACCUCACUGUGAUGGCUGCAGAGGUUGAUAACCCUCGUAUGAUGAGCUAUGUGCAGGUCACCAUCCAGGUCCUGGACGUCAACGACAAUGUUCCAUCUGUUGCCGGGGGCAACAGUGCCAUCAUCGCCUGUGAUAACACCAAGAUGGGGCAGGUGAUCCAGACCAUCCGCGCAGCAGACAGGGACAACUUUGCCAAUGGGAAGUUUUCAUUCCGAGUUCCUCCAGAGCAUCAAGUCAACCCCAACUUCACCGUCAGGGACAACGGAGACAGCACAGCCAGCCUGGUGUCCCGCCGGAGGGAGGGCUUCUCUGGGCAGAGGGAGAGCCUCUUCAGCCUGGUGCUGGUGGUGUCCGACGGGGGAGAGCCUCCUCUGAGCAGCACGGCCACACUGCACAUCCGCGUGUGCGUGUGUGAGAGGAACAGCAGGGGGCGCUACGGAACCAACGUUUGCCAGGCUCAGGCCUUCCUCUCGUCCGCUGGCAUCAGCACUGGGGCAUUUGUGGCCAUCCUGCUCUGCGUUGUCAUAUUACUGGCCAUCGUCAUACUCUUCACCCAACUGCGCCACAAGAAAACCAGCAAAGACAAACUCAUUCUAUCCGAGGAGGACAUCCGAGAAAACGUGGUAACCUACGAUGACGAGGGCGGAGGAGAGGAGGACACGGAAGCGUUUGACAUCACCGCGCUGCGGAACCCCAAAGCAUCUGAACGCUAUCCCAAACUCCACCGAUACUACGACCACAGCCCUUACGAGGACGAGGAGACGGAGGAGGACAGCGAGGAUGGAAUCGUGAUCGUGCGACGCAGAAAAAGAUCGAAUUUCAACCGCGACAGCUACAGUCCCGACUCGGAACCUUCGUGGUUUGUUGUGGAUCACGUCCCGAGAGACAUCAGCCAGUCGGCGCCUUCCCUGCUGUUGGACGGUCACGAUAUCGUCCAGCAGAUUCUUCACCGGAAAGUAGCUCAGGCGGACUGUGACACCAGAGGACCUCCGUACGAUUCGCUCCAAACGUACGCCUACGAAGGGAGAGGGUCGCUAGCGGGAUCUGUCAGUUCACUCGGUCUGACGCUAGAUUCUUUCCCAGAACUAAGCUACGCCGAUUUAGAAGACUGGGAGCCGGACCAGCAAGUUCUAGAGCGGAUUAUCGGAGAACAGGAUGCAACGGACUCCUAA